This is a messenger RNA of Papilio polytes (common Mormon), 3519 nucleotides long. RefSeq lists its product as uncharacterized. Lineage: Eukaryota; Metazoa; Arthropoda; Insecta; Lepidoptera; Papilionidae. Gene Ontology annotation, biological process: regulation of DNA-templated transcription. Gene Ontology annotation, molecular function: protein binding. The record is from RefSeq and is a predicted model, not a curated record. The transcript has 11 exons. Bases 354 to 1883 code for a protein of 509 amino acids.
CCCAGCUAGCGGCCAACACGCUUCAAUUGUGGCGCGACUUCAAAAACCGCGCCAUUUUUAAACCGUUAUUGUAUCGAAAAUUCGAAUUUAGAAUCGAAAUUUAAAUUAGUGCGAAUUAUCGACAUUAGUGCGUUAGUUAUUUACAGUAAGCCGUGAAGUGAUUUAAGUGUUUUGGAUAAGCUGUAACUUAAAAAUUGAGGUCCUACUUCGUGAUGGAGCUCUUUACGUGAAGUGUUAAUAAUAUUAAAGUGAUACGUGGUUGUAAUAAUUUUUUAUCAUCUGUGAAUUAUUAACCGUUUGAUUCAAAUUAUAAUUUAUUAGUGUUGUGUAGUUCAUUAAAAAGUAUAUUCAAAAUGAUGACCCUCUACAGAACAAUUAAAGGGACCAGCACGUCGAGAAGAAAAAGGCGUGAAAGAAGCCUGGGCCCGUUUGACGCGGCGUCGGGUGGGGAGAUGGUGUCACGACGUCGAAUCUUAUCGCGUUCACGCGACGACCUCACACAGGCUUUCGCUACCCAAGUGGAGGAAGAGGAAGAUGUGUGGUAUCAAAAGGACAAACUUUACAAGGAACACAUACAAGAAGUAUUGGACAAAUGGACACAGAUCGACGACGAAAUCUGGGCGAAGGUGAUAGUGUUUGAGAAGAAUCGACGCGUGGCGAAAGCGUAUGCGCGUGCGCCGGUACUCACUAUCAAUGGAUCUGACGACGGUUUUGACGGCAUGAGAAUCGGCCUAUGCGGAUUUGACAACCCACUCAGAGAUCCGAAGACAGAAGAAGUUAAGAAACACGUUGGACAGGGCGUGAAAAUCAAAAUGGAUGACGCCGGUAACAUACUCAUCAGACGCUACUCCAAGAGUAGUGUGUUUGUGAAGAGUACAGCCGCCACAAACAACGAGGAGACGGCGAUAGGCCAGGACAUAGUCAAGUUACCUGGAUACUCAUUGGAACAGGAGAAAAUAUUUAAGCUGUUCGACAUGAAGAAGUUCCAGUCGAAUGUGAACCGAGAGCUUCGGCGCUCGUACCCGGAUCGGCGGCGGCUGGAGACGCAGUGCCUCAGCGCAGUCGCCUUCGUCAAGUCGGACGCGGACCUGCUUGAGUGUCCCAUCUGGGUGCUCGUCAUCAACGUCGUCGCUAUGGAUAUGCUCAAAUCUAAACUGCCACCAGUACAAAGACCGUUGGACAUCAAGAACAGACCUCGCAUACCGAUCCCCGACGAAGAUCCCUACAGUAUCGCCAGUUCUAACGCAAAUGGCUCAGGAUCUAGUGGCAGUUCCGGUGGAUACGGACUUGGCAAUGGACACGGCAAUGGCAACGGUCACGGCGUGGUGGCAGCUACACGGGAGCAGCUCAUGAUGCAGAUGGGACAGAAGAGAGGAGACAAGCCACCUAAGCUUCCUCCGCGAGAGAAUGGCUACGGACCUGCUGAUAUACCCAAGCCGGACUACGAUGACAUUGAAGUGAACGGACGCGUCCCGUCGCAGUUCCCAAGAGGUAAAUCGGAUAAAGGGAAGGACAACAAAAAAUAUGAUGACCCGUACUACUGCGGUCUGCGCGCUCGUGUGCCUAACUUCGUGAAAGCAAAUGGCAAGCACGUGCUACCGACGAUGACGGAGCGGUUGACGCUGAAGGAGGCGCCAGUGCCCAGCAAGCGCUACAGCGUGGCGCAUGCCCACCCUGGGCCCUUCCUGCCACACAUGCCGCCCUUCGCGCAUGCGCCCAUGCCGCCCACAGCCCUCUGGCACGCUCGCUCCUACGAGAGUGGAAUCGAUGGCGAGCAUUACGACCCUUACGCACUUUACGGCCGCCUGCCCGUGCCCGGCCGCGGCUUCCCGCCCCCGCCCGCGCCGCACGCUCGCCAAAUGUUCAUCGGAGAAUGGGACUAGAUUACACGGGACCUAUUAGGAAUUAACUCGAUUGAAUAUCGUUGCAUCGAUGUUGUCGAAAUUUGAAAUCGAUUUUUUAAUAAACUAUUGCUCGACCACAUCGAAUCUGAUAGUUGACUAGUAUGGUCGAAAGAGAGAGUAAUUUCGAAUCUUUAGUCGGUGCAGACACCGAAGUUUUUUAAGCUAAAUGUUUAUUCUUGUUUCGCGAUUUCAAUAAUAUCGAUGUGACUGUAUAAUUAUUGGAUAAUCUGUAAAUACUUGUGCUUCUUGUAAAUUAUGAUAUAUCAGACGGUCCGUCGUAUUCGGAUUAUGAUUCGAUGAAUACUGGCAAUAUUAUUUAGCGAUUACGAUAAUUUGUAAAUUUGUCAUAGAUCGUAUUAACUUACUGUCGUAGAAGCGUGCUUGUUCUAUGUUUUUACCAUUUUUAUAAGUAUUGAUUCUAUAAGUAAAAUACUUUGCAUAAUCGUAUUAAAUUAUCACUGCCAAUAAUGUAGACGUCAGUGUAGAUGAACAUGAUAAUCUAUUUCUUGUUUAUGCUAUUUUCGAAGUAAAAUAGAUUUUGUAAAGCAAAAUCUGUUUAUGGUAUUUUUAAGUUAGGUAUCAAUCCUAGUCAAUACAGGGUUGGGAUGUAAGCAAUUCUUUGAAAUAUCGUUUUUUUGUAUACUUAUUUAUAUCAGCUGAACUGCUGGUGGAUAUUGUAGUUUUGUACUGGACAUAUUAUAGGUUAUUAGAAUGUAGGAAAUAAUAUUUUUAGAUAUAGUAUUUGUAACUUUAUAAAAAUUACGAUAAAUCUCUUUUGUAUAUAGACUAAUUUCGACGAUUAGAUAUUUUAUACUUUAGGAUUUUUAAACAUUGAAUUAUUUUUGAUAUCCGUUGAUUUAUCUUAUUUACCAAUACUCAAAUAUUUUAAAUAUAGGAUAUAUAAUUGUAUAAUUAUGGUAAGAAUAAUAAAUUGACAAUAUCUUUUACACGAAUAUGAAAAUAAAUUAAGAGUUUUUGGAAAUAUUUCCAACGUUUUGAUAUUGUAUGAAGUUGAAAUUGUCCAAAAUAUUUUAAAGGUAUUUAAAUUUCGAAACUAUUUUUGAAUAAACAUUAACUUGUCUAUACUUUGUACUUGUAUAUUUUUAAUUUAAUUAACGAACAUGUAACAUUGGUGUAAAUUCAAAAUUAUAUUUUCAGAGGUGCUACACAUGUUACCAUUUUAUUGUAAUUUUUAUAAGCGUAAAAGUCACAUUAUUUAAUAAAAUUCAAUGACUUUAAGUGAGAAAAUUAAAUGAAUCACAGAAAAAAUAUUAAAAAACACAAUGGAAAUGAAACGGCAUUUACGAAUUUAUUUGACAAAACUUAAACGUACUAUUUAUUGAUUUUGUUUUGUAAAUUAUAAUAAAAUUUUAUUGAAUAUUGUAUAUUAAAAAUUAAAAACAAUUGAACAUUCUAGAAUAAACGCUUUGUAAUGACGAAAAGUUGGAUAUCUUUGAAUUGUUCGACAGAUUAAAUAGAAGUGUUGCCCCUGAAUUAAAUUUGAUUGAUUAGAAUAGCAUCAACAUCCUCUUCGUAUAUCGCAGGGUGUUGGUUAAUGAGUAACCUAUUUUAAGGAAAAUAUGUAUGAGUAAAAUAUAAAAUUAUUUCUAAUAAU